Polistes dominula (European paper wasp) is the source of this 367-nucleotide messenger RNA. It is a transcript of the gene TpnCI, whose product is annotated as troponin C type I. NCBI's taxonomy places the organism in Eukaryota, Metazoa, Arthropoda, Insecta, Hymenoptera, Vespidae. Gene Ontology annotation, molecular function: calcium ion binding. Gene Ontology annotation, cellular component: myosin II complex. The record is from RefSeq and is a predicted model, not a curated record.
AAAAAAAAANAAAAAAAAAAAAAAAGAACCAAAAAAAAUCCGCGUCGCCAUCAUGGUAUGUUCAAUCGAUGAUAUCGCCGACGAGUUGCCAGCGGAACAAAUUGCUGUCCUUCGCAAAGCUUUCGACAGCUUCGAUAGAGAAAAAAGUGGCAGCAUUCCCACCGACAUGGUGGCUGAUAUACUUCGACUUAUGGGACAACCAUUCAACAAGAAAACUCUCGAUGAACUUAUAGAUGAAGUUGAUGCUGACAAAUUUAUGGAAAUGAUGACAGGAGAAUAAUCACGACUAAUGGUGUCCGAUAUUUUUUUUUCACCUACUGUGAAAAAUUUUUUUGUUUUCUUUUUCUUUACAAAAAAAAAAAAAAAA